UAGUGUUUCCGGUACGGAUCGCGUAGGGACAGCCUUCCGCCUGCUGGCCGUGCUACAAGUUGACGUGUCGUAAAGAGUUUGCUAGCGAACCGGAGUGAACAUCUGAUUACAAGUAGUUUAUAUAAGUUAAUACCUUAACAAUGGCGGCUGACUGGGAAGAAAUUCGACGACUUGCAGCGGAUUUCCAAAGGGCACAGUUUGCCGAUACUGUGCAAAGGUUAUCCGAGAGGGAUUGUGUCGAAAUUAUUGCCAGACUGAUUCAAGACAAGAAACUUGAUGUGGUGCACACACUUGAUGGAAAGGAGUAUGUCACCCCAGCACAGAUCAACCGAGAAAUCAGAGAUGAACUUCACGUUCAUGGAGGGCGAAUCAACAUUGUGGAACUCCAGCAGAUUGUCAAUGUGGAUUGGGUCCAUGUUGAAAAUAAAGCGAAUGAUAUUGCAAGAACUGAUAAAAAUAUUCAGCUUGUGCUGGGACAACUUAUCGACAACACCUACCUGAACCAUUUAGCGGAAGAAACAAAUGACAGACUACAGGAAACUGGUUUGAUCAGCAUUGCAGAGCUUUGUAAAAGCUAUGAUCUUCCUGGGGACUUCUUAACUGAGGAGCUUACAAAGCGUCUUGGGAGAGUGAUCCAGGGAGAAAUGGAUCAGUCCAAUCAAGGGGUCAUAUUUACUCCUGCCUUUGUUGCUCGCCACAAGGCCAAAAUAAGAGGUCUAUUCAGUGCCAUCACACGGCCAACACAAGUGAGUGGCAUGAUUGGUGCAUUUGGACUACAGGAGCACUUACUAUAUUCUGUUGUAGAAGAACUAGUGAAUACCGGGCGCCUUAAAGGAACAAUUGUUGGAGGGCGUCGGGACAAAGCUGUAUACAUCCCCAAUAUCUACUCCAAAACACAAAACACUUGGGUUGAUUCUUUCUUCCAACAGAAUGGAUAUUUAGAAUUUGAUGCAUUGGUCAGGCUGGGCAUCCCAGACCCCAACAGUUACAUUAAGAAGCGCUUCAAAUCCAGUAAGCUGCUUUUCCUCAGAGCAGCCUGUGUGGGCCAGGGACUGGUUGACCAGGUAGAAGCCUCUAUAGAGGAAGCUGUAAACUCUGGCACAUGGACUGACAUACAGCCAAUUUUGCCAAGCUGCCUGUCUAUGGAGGACAUUGGGAUGUUGAUCAACCAGGCCAUGAGGAACACAAAUGUGCACUCCACGUGUACAGUAUUGGGAGACACAAUUGUAGUUACUGAAAAAUUCAUCAGUGAAUGCCUUGGUCUAUUUGACGACGCCAUACAUAAGAAAGCUCAGAAGGAGGUCAAGAGCAAUCCAGUGUUGCUGAUCACGGAAGAGGAUCUGAAGCAAGCAUCUGUGGUAACUGAAAAUGUAGGGCUGUCAAAAAAAGAAAAGAAAGAAGUAGAGCGCAGGAAAAAAAAUGCAGAGGGCAGUGGCACUGUAAAAUCAAGUGGAGGAGGCAAUGCCAGAGAAUUCCGAACUCGUAAAACAAAGAAGAAGGGAAGAAAAGAUGACGACAGCGAUGAAGAAACCAGACCUUUGCAGAAAAAUCUUAGUAAAAAGCAACAAGCCUCGUUAAUGACCCAGGAAGAAAUACUAGCUGUGUUAGAAGAGCGGGUGACUGACUGUCCACAAGAAAUCUGUUCUGAGCUGGCAGAGCUUUUAGUACGGCCAUUGAAUAAAGCCUACCAGGAGGUGCUACAGAGUUUGUUCAUGUCUAGCUCCAGCUUAAUUUCAGGGGGCAACAAAAAGUCUGUUAAGGAUCUGCAGGAGGAAAUAACCAACCUGUACAACAACAUCAGACUUUUUGAAAAAGGCGCACUUUUUUUCUCAGAGGAAUCCCAGGUCCCCAUUGCCAAGCAUGUCUUAAAAACAAUAUGUACAGACAUUACCAACAUUCUGGUCAACUUCCUUGCCGCUGACUUGAUGAUGUCAGUUGAGAACCCUUGCACCAUAACCAAUGAGGUAAGAGUAAAAAUGUUGGGCAAACUGCCGGAUGAGCUCAGAGUACCCCUGAUGACGCUGCACAACUGUCUUAAUGGCAAAACAAUCGACGAAUUUCUGAAAAAUCUCGAGAUCUCUGCAGAAGUGUGUGGCUUCAUGCUAAAGAAGGCGGACAAGAAAAAGGAAAGACAAGCCAUACUACUGCAUCGCCAGACUCUGAUUCAGCAGUUGAUGGAGACCGAGGACCCUGCUCUGGUCCUCCAUCUCACCAGUGUGCUGUUGUUUCAGGACAGCACUCAUUGCAUCCUACACGCUCCGGGACGCUGUGUACCAAAUAUUAUUGGCACCCUCACAGGCCGGAUACCCGUGGACAAUCACCAGCUACUUAGUCUCUAUCAGAGCCUGGUGGUGAAACAAUUGACGAGCCAGAGUCAAAGAAGGAAGCAGCAGGAGGAGGCAGAGGAGUCAGAUGAGGAGACACAAAGGAUCGUAACGCAGUUCAAGCAUUUGACGCCUCAACUCAAGGAGCUGGUGCUAACCCAGCAGAAGGCACCUGUGAGUGAGGAGUGAUCCCUUUCACAACAAAUAAUAGAAUAUACAGUAUGAGCCUGAUUUACUAAAGGUUUGCGUGUACUAAGACAUGUGCAAACCUGAUAGCACGCGCAAAGCUGAUCUACUAAACGUGUGCAAAGUGGAUUGCAUGUGUUAAGUGAGCAGAAUAAGGCUUGCCAUCCAUUUUGCGUCUCUGUCUUCAUUACUAUGCUGAUCAUCAAACGCCCACAAUACAGGGAGAAGAAAAUGCAAAUAUAAUUAUUUAGCACGCGCAAUGUGAUUUAUCAACACCCAUCACUGUUUUGCGAGCACUAUUUAGCGUUUUAUACGUGUGAGAAGGAUGUGCAAACUGACACAGUUUCACACACGGCUGCAGGAUCAAAUGAUAAAUGCAGCAAUGUACAAAAUAAAUUUAGACAUUGUCUAUUCAGCAAUUUCCUUUUAUAAUUUUAGAGCUGCUGGAUGACUUGUGGGGCUGAUUACAAUUAAUUCAAUUUAUAUUUUGGUGUCUGCUGGCAUUUUUUUUUUUUUUUAAAUGUCAUUAGGUUUUUUUAAUUUAGGAAGUAUGUUACUAUAAUAUAUCUCCUACAUGUAAAAAACGUCUUUCAUUGUGUAUUUUUUGCGGUCGAGUCAUUCCAGUCGCACGAAUGCGCUGAUGAUGGAAUCCACAGCCUCAAUCACAGAAUUAAAGUGUCAUUGUGCUGAUUGUUUGUUGUCUAGAUUGUGAUUCAGAAAAAUUGUUACAGAUUGUUGAUGUGUGCUACCGGUUCAACACAUCGCACACAUGUAGCAUGAUAACAUGAAUGUGGAGAAAAUGAUUGUCUCUUUGAUAACAGCCCCGCAUGCACGCUGAAUCUUCAUUUGAAUAAGGCGUCUGCACCACGUUUAAAUUGCACACGCAGUCUUAGUAGAUCACACUCAUGGUACAUGAUAUUUUAAUUUUUUGCACACGCUGUUUAGCGCGUUGUAUUUGGAUCUUAGUAAAUCAGGCCUUAUGUGUAUGUAUGUAUGUACUAGUGAUGUCAAACAAUUGAAAUAUUUCAUUGUGAUUAUGACAUUUUGACCACAGCUAACUCAUAAUUAAUGGUGAUAAUCGCAUUCUUUUUUAUGUACUUUUUGUCACCAGACAGAUUUUAGGUUGUUUAUUACUCUCAUCAAGGGACUGGACAAUUAUUUUGAUGUCUGCAUAUGUUUGUUUAUUAGACAUUGUGCUUUUUUACACAGCUCAACCCAACACGAACACACUCUUUUACACGCGUGCACACACACACACACAGUUUAGUACCUGUGAAGUGUGUGUGCACACCUGUAAGGAGCGGUGCGGUGUAGUGUGAUGUGAGUGGGAGCUGGGCAAGUUGAGCUGGGUUAGCGUGAGUUAGCAAACUAAAAGUGUUGAGCAGCUCCGAUUGUGUAAUUGUUCUCACUGAGUGUAAUUGCUAAUAAAGUGUCUGAGUGCAUUUGUGACUGUC
Molecule: messenger RNA, 3964 nt
Organism: Entelurus aequoreus (snake pipefish)
Lineage: Eukaryota; Metazoa; Chordata; Actinopteri; Syngnathiformes; Syngnathidae
Gene: ufl1
Product: UFM1-specific ligase 1
Exons: 19
Coding region: 141-2513 (790 amino acids)
Biological process (GO): protein K69-linked ufmylation; response to endoplasmic reticulum stress; regulation of proteasomal ubiquitin-dependent protein catabolic process
Cellular component (GO): endoplasmic reticulum membrane
Molecular function (GO): UFM1 ligase activity
Source: RefSeq, a predicted model, not a curated record